Paracoccidioides brasiliensis Pb18 is the source of this 387-nucleotide messenger RNA. RefSeq lists its product as uncharacterized. The record is from RefSeq and is a predicted model, not a curated record. The transcript has 2 exons. Bases 1 to 387 code for a protein of 128 amino acids.
AUGCAGCCCUUGUCAUUAAAGCUUGAUUUGGCUACACAGAGAAUCACCUUUCUCUUCCCACAUAAAUUGCCGUUUCGACGCCAACCUCCGUGGUUUCCCAUAGAAGCUGGGGGCCCCUCCAGCGCUGUGGAAACAGAUACGUCUGCCCCCCUGAAAACACCAUCUACUACCCCAUUGAAGUCGACAACCCCUGCCGCUUCUGUCGGCCUCGCCGCCGCAAUGCUUCGUCUUCCACUCCUUGUGCUGCAGCACCUUCUUCUGCGGCUGCCAAUAAGACCGGUUGAUGCCGUCGAUGUUGAGGAUCGUGUCGUCGAGAGUCAAGUUGCAGGAUUGAUCCUGGAUUGUGCUGGGGAAGUGUCUGGGAAAUUGUUUACUGGUGGCUAUUGA